GCCAAAAUCCGACGCUUUUUCCUGCAGUGAGUAAACAUGACCAUCGCUGUAUGAAACGAAGCACUUGUUUCAAGGUGGACAGCUAAAUAUUAGCAUAAUAUUAAGUCGAUGGUAUGGCAUCACCUUGUCGCAGUCGAAGAUCACUGAACGAACUUUCGCCAGUGAUUAAAGAAGUAGAUAAUACUCUGAAGGAGCAGUACAAGAUAGGAGACCAUGUUUGGGUCAAAGUCAAGACACAGCCGUGGUGGCCAGCAGAGGUAGUUGAAGAUGAAUGCAUGCCAGAGUUGAUGUACGAGAAUACACGAAGACCAGUUGUUGUCAAAUACUUAGGAGAAGAUGAAUAUGCACGAAUUACCAAUCCGAAGUCGAUCUGCCAUUACAAUUGUCCAAUGAGGGAGACAUACAAAGUAGAAGGUCUUAGAAUGAAAACAUCCAAAGGCAAAGAAACAAGAGACAUAUUUUUAAGGGCAUUAAAGCUGGCUGAAAAUCUAGACAAGAAUUCAGACUUAGAGGCAUCAGAGGCUUCAAUGACAGAUAAAUCAGGAGAACACAGAAAAUGUCUGUUCCAGUCACAUCCAGGCCAAAAGGAUGAUUCAGAUCAUCAGACAAUGGAGACAGAGGAAUCAGUGAAGAUCAGAAACACAGAUAAAUCUAGGAAAUCUACGUCAGAACCACAGGAGGGUCAUCAGAGGUCAGCUGUCCCUCUACCUGUGUCAGAAUCACCUGUCCCCCAGGUGUGUUCCCCUGCUGAUGAUGAAGUGUCACAGUUCACCCCAGGGGCCUCAGUGUGGGUUAAAUUACCCAGACUACCUUGGUGGCCAGCAAAGGUGAAGGAGGUGACACAGACCGGGAACAAGCCGUCUAUCUGUGUGGAAUUUUUUAAUGAAGUUGACAUAGAGAACAUUAAAGAUUUCAAGAAAAUCAAACAGUUUCGCUGCUUGGAGAAAGAGGAGUUCUACAAGAAAGGUAUGAAGACUCUUAAGACCAAGCAGAAAACAGAUUUAUUUGGUGCAGCAUAUGAAAUGGCUACGUCCAAUAUGUUUGACAGGACAGCCCUGGAUGUAGAAUGUGUCCCUUUAAAUCGAACCUCUAGUGAUGAAAUAAGUGCUGACCCAGACACGAAGGAUUCUGAAUCUAAGGUGACAACACUGACUAAAAUGAAAAGGAAAAGACAGGCUGACAGUGAAGAAAGUCUGUCGGGAAAAAGAAGAAAAAAACAUAGUGGCAAAACUAGUGACACAACAGUGAACCAAUCAAAUAGUGAGAAAACUAGUGACACAACAGUGAACCAAUCAAAUAGUGAGAAAACUAGUGACACAACAGUGAACCAAUCAAAUAGUGAGAGAAGUCUGCGUAAAACUUCUGUCUCAAAAAAUACUAAGGAUGAUAAAAAACCAAAGUAUUCAAGUUAUUCUAAAGUAGAACCUAAAAAGAAGGGAAAAUCUGUGUCUAGGAAAAAGCUUAAGUCUUCAAACUGUGUUAAAACGAACAGUGAUAGUAACCAGGAAGAUCAAUUAAUAGAGGGUGAUGAAUCCCUGCCGCAAUUAAUGAAACGAAAUAAGACAAAGAGAGGUCAGAUCAAAAACUCAACCUCAAAAUUCACAAAAAAGAGGAAAACAAUGAAAAAGAAGAGAAGAGGGAGAGACGAGACGCGAACAGAGAUACAGGAGGAAAGAGAGGAGGAAUUGUGUACGAGGGACGACACUGUUUACAACGAGAGCAGUUCUCCAAUCUCGUACGGUGGGAAGCUGGAUUAUAACGAAGCCAGUUCUCCGAUUCCAUAUGGUGAGAAAAUGGAUCACUCAGAGGGAAGCUCACCAAUACCAUACGGUGGAGACUUGAAUUCAGAAAAGUCUUCAUGUCUUAUGGAAAACAUCACAGAAGAUGAAGGAGUUCAGCAUGAUUCCCUGAAUUCGCAGACAACAAAACAUUCACCAAACUGUAUGGACUCUGAAGAGCUAAGCAGUAAAACAGACACCAAGCAGCUCACAACUAAUGAUGAUGGGAAAAGAGAGGACUUUGACCCCAAUCUAGAUGCUGAUGACUGCUACAGUGAUUCAGAUGAUGAAGAUUUACCAGAUGCACUUACUCCAUCUAGACAUGUGACAAUUAAGGAGAAAGACAUUGUCUGGGUAAAGUGGAAGGGAUGUCCUGUGUGGCCAGCUGUUGUCAGAAGACUGGGUAAGAAGAAGAAGAGAAUCGUUAAGGUGUCCCUCACCCUGAUUGAGCCUCACAGCUCUAUCCCUAAAAGGUUGACCCUGAAUUACAAUUCAAGAACAGUAAUUUCUUAUAACACCCAGGAUUCAAUCAAUUCAUGGUUUAAAGUGUCAAAAUGA
Saccostrea cuccullata (small rock oyster) is the source of this 2336-nucleotide messenger RNA. RefSeq names its product PWWP domain-containing DNA repair factor 3B-like. The transcript has 14 exons. Lineage: Eukaryota; Metazoa; Mollusca; Bivalvia; Ostreida; Ostreidae. The coding region runs from base 114 to 2336 and encodes 740 amino acids. The record is from RefSeq and is a predicted model, not a curated record.